GCUGCUCUGCUCCGCUUUGCACAUGUUUGUGGAAAACAAACCGAGUUUUCACCAGAAAUGGAUUUAAAAGGACAAAGAACGAGCUCCAAGGAUUUAUUAUCAUGCGGAAACGGAGCAGGUCUCAGUGAGAAGCUGCUCCUCAGACCGAAGGCUGCCACGUCCCUGCAGACGGAGCGAGUCCCCAGGAGCGGCGUCCUGGAGCGGCUGCACAGCUUCCUGCGGAUGGCCGAAGCCAACCAGAGGCUGAAGCAGCAGAUGGACCGAGACCCGGACGGACGCUUCGACAUCGAGGACGUGGAGGAAGCAGAGAAAGUCAUCGAGAUGGAUGUGGCCUUGUUCGAGCUCAGCGGGUCAGAAAGCUCCUCCGAGGACGGCGUGGAGACCUCAGACUCUGAGGACGAGGAUGAUGACGACAACGGCGGCGGCGGCGAGCUCACGGAGGAGAACCUGAAGCUGCCCGGAGCACGGGGCCACAAGAGGAAGGCGGAGAUCCAGGUCCUGGAGCAGCCUCACUGACUGCAGGAGCAGGAAGUCUUCCUCAGAGAAACCAGGACGGUCUGGAUUCUGGACUCCAGCGUGGAGGACGUUGAUCCCACGUCAGCCUCAGUCCCGACAGCAGAAACUGAAACUUCAGGCCGUCCUGCUGACCUGUGAAGCACGGCGGCGGCAUCAUCAGGGCUCCUCUGCAGCGCGAGGCUAGCCUGUUAGCAUUUCACUGUUCAACACACGCACACACACAACAACGCUGAUUUAAGACAAAGUGUUUAUUGAGAGGAGCUUCCCGCCCGUCCAGCUGCUCCAGAUGUUCCAGAAAACUCAUUUCAUCAACCGUGACACGUAAAAACUGGGUUUAUCAACACGUUCUAUACUCUGACAGAGUUACACUGGAGACAAGCUAGCCUUCAAAAUAAAAGCAGUCUGUUGGGAAAGCAGGGAACCUCGGUUCCUCUGACAAACACAAUGUCAAAAAUACUGUAAAUAUAUCAAAUACUUCAGUUUCCUUAUUUUCUGUUUAAAAAAAAAAAUUAUGGAGAAAUUUAACAGUGAAGAAAAGUGAAUUUUGUGGUGGAGAUUCAAUAAAAUGUUUAA
Salarias fasciatus (jewelled blenny) is the source of this 1089-nucleotide messenger RNA. RefSeq names its product NOP protein chaperone 1 (gene nopchap1). The record is from RefSeq and is a predicted model, not a curated record. Gene Ontology annotation, biological process: box C/D snoRNP assembly. NCBI's taxonomy places the organism in Eukaryota, Metazoa, Chordata, Actinopteri, Blenniiformes, Blenniidae. Gene Ontology annotation, molecular function: box C/D methylation guide snoRNP complex binding.